UGGCACAGUGCCUCCUCCGCCUUGUGGCUCCUCGGAACAGCACACACCUCAGCACUUUUAGCUUUCCUGUAACAAAGGUCCCGUCGGCAGCCAUGACGACCACCGUCACGACCGGAGUGUUGGCAGGGACAGCAGGCGGCGCAGGACUCGCCGGUCUGGCCGUCGCAGGAGCUGUAGGUUUGGGUGUCCUGGGCUUGGCCGCCCUCGCUUCUAGAGGCGGAGGACGUGGGAAUGGCGGAGGCAGGAGGAAGGGGCAUCGCCGAGGGCGUCGUUCUUCCGUGGAGAACGCCGACGACUGGAGGAUGCAGAACGCCCUCGAAUUGGUGCGAGCGGAGGACGUGACAGGAUGCGGCAUGAGGCUGGUGUGCGAACUGGCCGGCCAGGAGGAGGAGGACCUGGUGCAGGAGGAACUGGCCAUCCUGGCACUGCUCGGACCCGACGUGAAGCCCGGGGAGGGAGUCCUUCCCCCCGGGGGCGCCAGGGGAGAGUACCUGCAGGCCAGGAGCUUUGGCGGGCGAGGCGGAGACUGCGGCGCCGCUUUCCCCAUGUGUCCACUCAACGGCACACAGCUCAUGGACACCGUCAUGGCUUACCUCCCAUGAGGUACAACUCCCACGUCCCCUCUCUGUACACAGAGCAUUUUUUCUUUCUUUCUUUCUUUCUCUCUCUCUCUCUUUCUUCUAAAUUGCUAUUAAGGGUGUCCUCUAUGUUUUUUUUCUAUAAAAAAAAAAAAAUGGUGUGGCAUUGAUUGUGAAAGAGACAAAUAAACAGUGAUGCUGGUUUGAUGUGACAUUUUAUUUCACUCUUUGAAAACACAGGAAGCAAUUAUACUUCCAUCUAAA
This is a messenger RNA of Penaeus monodon (black tiger shrimp), 842 nucleotides long. RefSeq lists its product as uncharacterized. The record is from RefSeq and is a predicted model, not a curated record. NCBI's taxonomy places the organism in Eukaryota, Metazoa, Arthropoda, Malacostraca, Decapoda, Penaeidae. The transcript is spliced from 3 exons. The coding region runs from base 93 to 602 and encodes 169 amino acids.